Aspergillus tanneri is the source of this 1596-nucleotide messenger RNA. Its product is annotated as sugar porter family MFS transporter. Gene Ontology annotation, biological process: carbohydrate transport; transmembrane transport. The coding region runs from base 1 to 1596 and encodes 531 amino acids. The transcript has 6 exons. The record is from RefSeq and is a predicted model, not a curated record. Lineage: Eukaryota; Fungi; Ascomycota; Eurotiomycetes; Eurotiales; Aspergillaceae. Gene Ontology annotation, molecular function: carbohydrate:proton symporter activity. Gene Ontology annotation, cellular component: plasma membrane.
AUGAAGCUCCCUUCGUGGAUCCCUCGGAAUCAGUUCGAGGGCAUUUCUUAUCGUUUUAGCCAGCCAUCGGACCAAACAGAUCAUGAGAAAGCGCCGGGCGAAGCGCUUGAAACGCCUUUACCUUUCGUGACCUGGAGGUCCUUGCUCCUGGGCACAUUUGUCUCCAUAGGGAGAAUGAUUUUCGGUUACGGCACUGGCCAGAUUUCUGGCUUUCUGGAAAUGGACAAUUUCAGGAGACGAUUUGGCCAGGUGCAGCCCGAUGGAACGUACGGGUUCAGUAAUGUCCGGUCCGGUCUGAUUGUUUCCAUGCUGUCCAUCGCACCUUGCCGUAAAUGCUCAAUUGCCUUCUGGUGCAUUAUUCUCCACGUAGGCGUUAUCAUACAGAUCUCGUCGUCUACCCCUAAAUGGUACCAAGUGAUGAUGGGCCGUUUUGUUACGGGCUUUGACGUGGGAUCAUGCGCCUUACUUGUCCCCAUGUAUCAAGGCGAGAGCGCUCCCCGACAAGUUCGUGGGGCCAUGAUCUGCUCCUACCAAUUAUUCGUCAUCCUGGGCAUUUUGGUCGCCUACUGCAUCAACUACGGCACCGAGAGCAUCAGCAACUCCUGGCGCAUUCCGCUCGGUAUCACUUUCCUCUGGGGCCUGCUCCUUGGGAUAGGCAUCAUAUUGUUUCCGGAAAGCCCUCGCUAUGAUUAUCGCCAUGGACGCAUUGACCAAGCGAAGAAGACCAUGUCUAGGCUUUAUGGGGUCCCCGAACAUCACCGAGCAAAUGGCCCUCGAAUGCCCUAUCGUAUCGCCCUUGGAGUCGCAUUGCAAGCCUUUCAACAGCUGACGGGUGCCAAUUACUUUUUCUACUAUGGAACCGUUGUGUUCAACGGAGCUGGCAUAAGUAAUACAUAUGUCACACAAAUGAUCCUGGGUGGCGUCAAUUUCGGCACUACGUUUGGUGGGUUCUACGUCAUUGAACAUUCUGGACGGCGCAAGUCACUUAUUACUGGCGGGAUGUGGAUGUUUGUCUGCUUCAUGGUUUUUGCCUCUGUUGGGCACUUUUCCUUGGACGUUAAGAAUCCUCCCGCAACCCCGGGUGCGGGAAAGACAAUGGUAGUCUCUGCCUUCCUGUUCAUUACCGGCUUUGCGUGCACCUGGGGCCCACAGGUGUGGGCGAUAGUCGCGGAGCUGUAUCCAUCCCGCUACCGUGCUCGGGCAAUGGCAAUGGACACGGCUUCAAACUGGCUGUGGAACUUCUUGAUUGGCUUCUUCACCCCGUUCAUCACGGGCGACAUUGACUUUGCCUAUGGGUAUGUCUUUGCUGGGUGUCUGUUUGUCGCGGUCCUGGUCGUCUACUUCUUCGUCUUGGAAGGCAAGGGAAAAAUGUUGGAGGAAAUGGACAUGAUGUACGUUAUGCGCGUACCUCUCUGGAAAAGCAGCAAAUGGGUGCCUCCACCCCCGGAACAGCGCAUUACGACCGGACAUGUACUUGACCAGAGAAUGGCUCAGAGUUACGCGGAUGAGGGUGAUGAAGCCGUCAAGGCGGAAGCUGGAGGGGGUGCUGAGCAUCAGCAUAGUGACAACAAUGCUCCCGGGCAGUCGGCCACCUAA